GCAGGUGGGGGGUGGGGCGGUGAUAUUCUAAUCCCAGGCUGCCUGGGAGGAUAACAGGAGGAGGAGGAGGAGGAGGAUGUGUUGUAUUGUGAGGGACAAGGUUCUGCAGCCGCCGUUCAUCUGAGGGGUCUGAUCCAUAGGAGAAGCAGGAGAGAAGAUGUCGGGCCAGACACUGACGGAUCGCAUCGCUGCCGCACAGUACAGUGUGACGGGCUCCGCAGUGGCCAGAGCAGUAUGCAAGGCGACCACUCAUGAGGUGAUGGGGCCCAAGAAGAAGCACCUGGACUAUUUAAUACAAGCUACCAAUGAGACAAAUGUGAAUAUCCCUCAGAUGGCAGACACAUUGUUUGAGCGAGCCACAAAUAGCAGCUGGGUGGUUGUGUUUAAAGCCUUAGUCACAACUCAUCAUCUAAUGGUCCAUGGGAAUGAGAGAUUCAUCCAGUAUUUGGCAUCUCGGAACACCCUAUUUAAUCUUAGCAACUUUUUGGACAAAAGUGGAUCACAUGGUUAUGAUAUGUCAACAUUUAUUAGGCGCUACAGUAGAUAUCUCAAUGAAAAGGCAUUCUCCUACAGACAAAUGGCAUUUGACUUCGCCAGAGUGAAGAAAGGUGCUGAAGGAGUGAUGCGUACAAUGGUACCAGAGAAGUUACUUAAGGGCAUGCCAAUACUACAGGGACAAAUUGAUGCUCUACUAGAGUUUGAUGUUCAUCCUAAUGAAUUGACCAACGGUGUAAUAAAUGCUGCUUUUAUGCUUCUAUUUAAAGAUCUUAUCAAGUUAUUUGCAUGUUAUAAUGAUGGAAUAAUUAAUUUAUUGGAGAAAUUCUUUGAAAUGAAGAAAGGUCAAUGCAAGGAUGCUCUAGAAAUUUAUAAGCGGUUCCUGACUAGAAUGACAAGAGUUUCAGAGUUUAUGAAGGUUGCAGAGCAAGUUGGAAUCGAUAAAGGUGACAUCCCUGAUCUUACCCAGGAUGGUAUCGCCGAUGAGCCGGCACCUAGCAGUCUUAUGGAAACAUUGGAACAACAUUUAAAUACCCUUGAAGGGAAGAAAGGCAACGGAUCUGGAUCACCAGUAGCCAAGUCUUCCCCUACUACUUCAAUCACAUCUCCAAACACAACUCCAUCAAAGACUGUAGACACAUCUGCACCUCUUGAUCUUUUUGCUUCUGCAAGUGCUUCAUCAGCCAUUUGUUCAGCAAAGCUCUCCAACGAUCUUCUGGAUCUGCAGCCAGACUUCACUUCAUCUGGUCAGUCAGCUCCUGCUGCUUCCGGUGCCGCCAGUGCUUGGGGAGAUCUUUUGGGUGAGGACUCUUUCUCUGCGCCUUCUACUUCUCUUAUCUCAGAGGCUCCUCAGCUUUCUGACCCAUUUUCAGCUGAGCCCAGUGCCCUUCCUGCUGCUUCCUCUGAAACUCCAGCACCUUCGGUGUCUCCGGCACCUGCCACUCUUAGUACUGCCAGUGCUGAUGUCGAUCUCUUUGGAGAUGCCUUUGCUGCUUCUCCCGUUGAAGCACCUGCAACAUUAGAAGGGGCUGCAGCACCACCUACCCCUACCCCUGUUGCAGCGGCUCUUGAUGCAUGCUCUGGAAACGACCCCUUUGCCCCAUCUGAAGGUAGUGCAGAAGCUGCUCCUGAACUGGACCUUUUUGCUUUGAAGCCAGCUGAAAGCAGCACUCCUGUAGUUACCCCUACGACUAGUACAACCACUGCUAGUGCUGCUCUCGCCACUACUCCUUCUCCUCCUCCUCCUACUCCUGCUGCAGCAGUUGCUUCUACUACGACAACUGCUACUACCACUGCUGCCACCACAACUGCCAGCACUACCACAACAACUGCUGCUGCUGCUCCUCCUGCUCUAGAUAUCUUUGGUGAUUUAUUUGAGUCUGUUUCGGAGGUGGCUGCUGCACCUAAGCCUGAAGUUACACCUAGCAUAGACCUGUUCGGUACAGAUGCUUUCUCAUCUCCACCGCAUGGGCCUUCUCCUGUGCCUGAGACUUCCAUCACUGGAGACCUCUUAUCUGUGGAUACAUUUACUGCUCCAGCACCUGCGCCCGCGGCAUCUCCUGCCAAGAUUGAACCUGUGAUUGACUUGUUUGGAGAUGCUUUUGGAAGUGUAACCGAACCACAGCCGGCAGCUUUGGCACCUACAAGUUCUUCCGCUUCAGCAGAUCUACUAGCCGGAUUUGGAGGGUCAUUUAUUUCACCAUCUCCUGCGCCAAUUGCCCCAGCACCAAAUACAAUCAUGCAGCCGGGCUUCGAUGCCGCCUUUGGAGCCAGUCAGCCAAUUACUGCGCCUGCUCCGGCUGCAGCCUCUGCAACAUCUGGCGGCACUUUUGAUGCUUCAGUAUUUGAUGGCUUAGGCGAUCUUCUUAUACCAACAAUGACCCCCUCAUCUCAGCCAGGAUCUUCACUCACAUCAGCAAAUAAUGCCAGUGGUGCUGGCAAGGCUCUUGGCGGUGACCUUGAUUCUUCUCUUGCAAGUUUAGUAGGCAAUCUUGGUAUUUCUGGAACCACAGUUAAAAAGGGAGACCUUCAGUGGAAUGCAGGAGAGAAGAAGCUGACAGGAGGCGCAAACUGGCAACCAAAGGUAGCUCCGGCCACAUGGGCAUCCGGUGGUCCAUCAACUGCUUCUAUGCAAGGAACUGUUCCUCCAGCUAGCACAGGGCCCCAGACAGCCAGUGCUUCUCCAGGUGCACAGCCAACCACAGGCUUUAGUAUGCCUGCUUCUGGGACAGGGGUACCAAUGAUGCCCCAACAGCCAAUGAUGUAUGGACAACCUAUGAUAAGGCCAUCAUUUGGUGGAGCUGCUGUUCCUGGUGCCCCGCUAUCUCCAAGUAUGACUCCUGCAUCACAAAGCCCCAAAAAGCCCCCUACAAAGGAUCCAUUAGCGGAUCUCAACAUUAAGGACUUCUUGUAAAUCUGUAAGAUUCUGUUUUGUGACUUGAAUAUGUGAGUCUGAAGCCUUCGAAGAACAGAAUGCUGCUCAGUUUUCUAAGUGAGCCACCAGUACCAAACCCAGUGCUUAGAUUUCUCUCUUCUGAAACGCGUAGCACAGCUGUGAAAGUAAUCAUUAGGAUUCUGUAUUACCCUAGCAGUAACCCGCUACUAUAUAUCAUAUUUUGUUCAUUUUUGUGUUUUUUGGUUUUCUGUGUUUUCCAUGAGUGGGUGUAAUUUCCCCCAUGCCUUCUAGUGCUUUUCUUGUCCCUUCCUGAUGGGGGCAGAACACGCAGCUGUUGUGUGCUGAGCAGUCUGGACAAAUGUGUCUGUGUUUUUUGAACGUUUCAAUGUAUAUAAUGUUUGGACAUCCCCGUUUCUUCUAUAAAAUAUGAAAUCUUGUGUGACCACAGCAGAAAACACUCCAAUACAACCCUUUGUUUUGUGUGUAAGUGAGAACUACCCACAGGACUAUUAAUUGUGGAAAAUUAAACUGUUGGUUUUUGUGGUACUUUAUAUGUUAAAAGUUAUUUAUAAGUUAUAUGCAUAUGAAAGAAAAUCUUCCUCCACGUAUAUAGUUAUGCACUCCUAUAGAGACAGAUCAUAUCAGAAAUAGAUCAUAUUUAUCUUUUUGUUGUUUUUAAAUAUAAUAUAUAUUUUAAUUAUAUUUUACAGUUUUUGCAUCAAAACUAGUAUAUUGGGCCUUUUUGCAAAAUGAAUCAAAGUAGCUCUUCAUUGUAGUUGCAACAGGGCUACAGGUUCCGUGGAGUAUUACAAAAAAUGAUUACGUUUUUUUUUUUUUGUUUUUUUUUAUAUAUCUUCAGUUUUUAUUGCACAUCCAUCUCCUCAUAUUGUUUGUUUUAGCACUUUUUUUCCGCUGAGUUCACUGUGAGUAGUUUUGUACCAUUUGUGACCAAAUUUCAUGCGGAUCAGCAAGAUCCACCCCUCCUUGUACAUAUUGUGCGCGUUUCAUUUUUUUGUUCACACACAUCCCAUUGUGUGCUGAAAGCUUUGGCUUUAGGUUUUGGUGCAUACAAACAAGGUCACUGUUGAUCAGUGUUACAAGUGGCUUGGCAGCUGUUUGUAGAAGUUUACUGGAUAGGAACGACGUUCACCAGUUGUCUUUCAAUUUAAUUAUUUAUUCGAUAGUCGUAUCUGAAUUUACUGUGGGGAUAACAUACACUCUAAAUGGGGAUCAAGUAUUUAAAAUCAAUUUCAAACUGGCUUUCCUUUGUAUCAUGGUUUAAAGACCCAGUGCAUGUAUGCCCUGUGAGAUGCAAUAAACACCUUGAACAGAAGCAAAUGCAAA
Molecule: messenger RNA, 4234 nt
Organism: Hyla sarda
Lineage: Eukaryota; Metazoa; Chordata; Amphibia; Anura; Hylidae
Gene: SNAP91
Product: synaptosome associated protein 91
Exons: 30
Coding region: 158-2908 (916 amino acids)
Biological process (GO): clathrin-dependent endocytosis; synaptic vesicle budding from presynaptic endocytic zone membrane; clathrin coat assembly
Cellular component (GO): clathrin-coated pit; clathrin-coated vesicle; extrinsic component of presynaptic endocytic zone membrane
Molecular function (GO): clathrin heavy chain binding; phosphatidylinositol-4,5-bisphosphate binding; 1-phosphatidylinositol binding
Source: RefSeq, a predicted model, not a curated record